AUUAAUAUAAAAACCAUAUUAAAAACAAGAAAAAUAUAAUUGAAUUAUGGGACGUGAAUUAGAUGGAUCAUGUUGUUUAUUUGGAUGGUUGAAGGGGUUUUAUCAGAGGAUGAAAGAUCGUCAGAUGGAAAAGAAAUUUCGAGCAGGAAUGAAAUAUAGUGAAUAUGUAGUACAUACAGAGAAUGGAAUGGAAUGUACGUCUAAGAAGGCAGAACAUGUAUCGGAUAUUGUUGUAUAUAGAUAUCGUGAAAAAGAUGAUAUACAAGAUGAUGAAAAAAGAGAAACAUUAUAUCGUGAAGAAACAUCAUUACCAGCGGAAAAGAAGACUGAGAUGCGUGUUUUGUCUAAUAAUACAUUGACAGAAUUUCAAUUAUUAGAAACAGAUCAAUUAUCAAGUGGAAUUAAUGCCUUUUCUGAAGCUAAAAGUACAGAUCCAAGUUCUCAUUUCGUUUCAUGUGCUGCUUCUGAUGAUACGGCAUCAUUAGUUCACUUAUCAAAUAAUAAAAAUGUUUAUGAUCAAUGUCGUAUAAGUAUGGAUACAAAUGCUAGUAUUUGUGCUUUAGCACCUUCUCGUCAACUAAGUUAUAGUUCUCUUUCUAGUGCAUGGACUGGCUCCAGAGUUGGUUUAUCUUUUGUUUCAGAAGCUACAACUACAGUUCAUUAAAUAUUACAAAAUAGUUUUUUUAUUUCGAUGUUUGAGUUUUGUAUUA
This is a messenger RNA of Pneumocystis carinii B80, 710 nucleotides long. RefSeq lists its product as hypothetical. Bases 47 to 664 code for a protein of 205 amino acids. The transcript has a single exon. The record is from RefSeq and is a predicted model, not a curated record. NCBI's taxonomy places the organism in Eukaryota, Fungi, Ascomycota, Pneumocystomycetes, Pneumocystales, Pneumocystaceae.